Messenger RNA from Kluyveromyces lactis, 1329 nucleotides. RefSeq names its product putative metallocarboxypeptidase (gene ECM14). Gene Ontology annotation, biological process: proteolysis. The coding region runs from base 1 to 1329 and encodes 442 amino acids. The transcript has a single exon. NCBI's taxonomy places the organism in Eukaryota, Fungi, Ascomycota, Saccharomycetes, Saccharomycetales, Saccharomycetaceae. The record is from RefSeq and is a predicted model, not a curated record. Gene Ontology annotation, molecular function: metallocarboxypeptidase activity; zinc ion binding.
AUGAGAGUAGGAGCUUUAACCCUUUGGGUGAUUAAUCUAAUAGUGCUGUUUACCAAUACGGCUGAAGCUAGGGAUUACUCCAACUACAAAGUGUGCAGAUUCAACGAUGAGUCUCAAUUCAGUGUUAUAAUCUCCAAGUUGAAAGACAUAGCAAUGAUAAAACAGGAGUACGAAUUCGAUAUAUGGGCAAAAUCGAAAUCGCAUGGAUUUAUGGAUAUCCGGAUGCACGAUGACAUUUUGGAACAAUUCCCUAGUUGCGAUAUUAUAAUUGAAGAUUUAAAUUCCGUCAUUUCUGAAACAAAAUCGGCAGUUGGGGGAGAAACCUCCAACGACGCCAGAACCCAGAGUUUUUUUGAUGCUGAAUCUAAAAGGCCAAAAGAUAUAUUCUUUGACGAAUAUCGUGAUUUGGACACAAUUUACACAUGGUUAGAUCUCCUACAGUUAUCCUUCCCUGAUCUUGUUACGGUAGAGUGGACUGGUCAGACCUUCGAAGGCAGAGAUUUGAAGGCCCUUCAUAUCUCGACAAAUAACGUCGAGAAAAAUCCUGAUAAGAAGACAAUUAUCAUUACCGGUGGGGUGCAUGCUCGUGAAUGGGUUAGUGUCAGUACGGUGUGUUACACUAUUUUCCAGUUACUGACGAGAUAUGGUAAAUCAAAAACUGAGACCAGGUUUUUGGAUCAUUUGGACUUUUUAAUCAUACCUGUAUUCAAUCCUGAUGGUUAUGUAUACACCUGGACGCAUGAUAGGCUCUGGAGGAAAAAUAGACAACAGACUUAUUUUCCACGGUGCUUUGGCAUUGACAUCGACCACUCUUUUGAUUUUCAAUGGACUGGCUCUAACGACUUUCCAUGUUCAGAGAGCUACAGUGGUGAAUCACCAUUUGAGGCUUUAGAAGCGGAAUCAUGGGAUGAAUAUGUUAACAAAGCUAAAUCUGAGUACAAUAUCCACGGAUAUUUAGAUUUCCACUCGUACGCCCAAGAAGUAUUGUACCCAUAUGGUUAUUCGUGUGAUGCUUUGCCGAGAGAUUUGGAGAACCUUUUGGAGUUAUCAUAUGGCUUAUCAAAAGCUAUCAGACGCAAAUCAGGAAAGGGCUAUCAUGUUCUUUCAUCCUGCGAAGACCGUGGUUCUGAUUUGCAACCAGGCUUAGGAUCAGGAUCAGCAUUGGAUUAUAUGUACCAUCAUAGAGCUUAUUGGGCGUUCCAGUUGAAGCUUAGAGACACUGGUAAUCACGGAUUCCUACUUCCACCCAAGUUUAUAGUUCCUGUGGGUGAAGAGAUAUAUGCUGCUGUUCAGUACUUCUGUGAAUUUAUUCUUAACCCUGACCUCUAA